Tilletiopsis washingtonensis is the source of this 1536-nucleotide messenger RNA. Its product is annotated as GroES-like protein. NCBI's taxonomy places the organism in Eukaryota, Fungi, Basidiomycota, Exobasidiomycetes, Entylomatales. The record is from RefSeq and is a predicted model, not a curated record. Gene Ontology annotation, molecular function: oxidoreductase activity. The transcript has 11 exons. Bases 238 to 1377 code for a protein of 379 amino acids.
CGGGGCAAGCCGGCUCGGCGCCGUCGAUCCUUAGGCGCCGGGCGCGUGCACACUCGACUGGCGGCGUGCCUGUGCCGCUGCUGCCGCCGGCCUCUCGGCCAUCUCGCGCUCGUGCGACACCACCUCCACAUCACCAGCGCCGGCCAUGCUGCUGCUGCUUCGCCCGUCGUGCAUCCGCACGUUGCAUGCCUUCGCUCCCGUCAUCCAUCCUCUCCAAGCACACAACAGCUGCACAGCAUGACCGACAUUCCCAAGCAGAUGCGCGGCCUCGUCAUCGAGAGCUUCGCAAAGAGCGCCGAGGAGGAGAAGAAGCCAUACACGCUGCGCGACGAUCUGGAGGUGCCCGAGAUGGCCCCGCACCACGUGCUCGUCAAGAUUGCGGUGGCCGCUGUCUGCCACACUGACGGCAUGGUCGUGCGCGGCGAGUUCGCACACAUGGCACAGGGCGAGCCGCUGCCUCUCAUUCCCUCGCACGAGCCCACGGGCGUCGUUGUUGCCGUCGGCUCCGAGGCGGAGAAGCACUACGCUGACCUGCCGGGCUCGGCCGGCCAGGGACCGCUCAAGGCCGGCGACCGCGUUGGCUCGCUCGCCUUCAAGAACUUCUGCGGCAAGUGUGAGGACUGCAAGGCAGGCAACCCGAAGUUCUGCGAGCAGCAAGACAUGAGCGGCGUCACCUCGCACGGCGGCCUCGCGCAGUACAUGACCGCCGACUAUCGGUCGGUCGUGCGCAUUCCGGAUGCCCUGAGCUUCGACGCAGCCGCACCGCUCUUCUGCGCCGGCGCCACCGUCUUCACUGCGGUCCGCGACUGCAAGCUGAAGAAGGGGCAGUCAAUCGUCAUCUACGGCGCUGGAGCUCUCGGACACCUCGGCGUGCAGUUCGCCAAGUGCCUCGGCCUGCGGACCAUCGUGAUCGAUUCGCGCGAGCCGCCGCUUGACCUCUGCAAGGCACUGAAGCACGCGCCCGACGUCGCAUUCAACAGCAAGGACGUGGACGUGAAGAAGCCCGAGACGGUCAAGAAGGCCCUGGAGGCCAUUGGCGGCCCGGCAGACGCCGUCGUCAUGUGCACGGACGUGAUCCCGGCAUUCGAGCUCGGCCUGGAGCUGACUCGCAAGCACGGUCUCUUCAUGGUUGUGGGCCAGCCGGCCGACAAGAUCCCGAUCCACUUUGAAUACCUCAUCUUCAAGGACCUCACGGUCAAGGGCAGCCUGCUCGGCGAGCCGGCUGGCGUGCAGGAGAUGCUCGAGAUUGUGGCCAAGGAGGGCAUCGAGGUCAAGACGCGCUCGUACCCGCUCGAGAAGAUUCACGACCUGCUGGAGGAUUACGGGAAGCCUGGCCAUGCCGGCAAGCUUGUUGUGCGCGUCUCUGACGAGCAGUGAUUGCAUAGAAAAGCAGAGCGUCCCGUGCGCCACCGUCUCCCGGGCCAGUCGUUCCGUACGCCGAGCAGCGGUGCCGAUCGCUGAUGUGGUUCAAUGUGACGAGCCUAGACCAACUCUGCCCCCCUUCAAGUGGCUUGCUCUGCUCGCUCGGACAAGAGG